UGGAAAAGAAGAAUAUUUAUUCAGUAGUGAAAAAAAUAAACUUUGAUUAUGCUGAAAACGAAUAGCAAUUGACUGAUACUAAAAAAAAUAAGGGAUUAAGUUGGUGUAAAAAAAAUAGCAUGAUGAUGGCCAGUGCGAAGUUGGUGCGGGAGUGCAGCUCGGACCUGAGCUCUGACGUGCGCUCGCUGUCCAUGUCGUCUACGGAGGAGCAGGACUCCACCACCACGGAGUCUGAGUUUUCUGAGGAGGAGAAGGAGUAUGAGCUGGAUGACCUGCAAAUCCUUAAAACCAUAGGCACGGGUACAUUCGGAAGGGUCUGCUUGUGUCGCGACAAGGCCGCGGACGAGUACUUGGCUAUGAAAAUCCUGUCCAUGGCAGAUGUCAUUCGCUUGAAGCAAGUGGACCAUGUCAUGAACGAGAAGAGCAUCCUCGCGGAGAUCAACCACCCAUUUAUAGUAAAUUUACGGUGGUGGACGCACGAUGAUACGUGUAUAUACAUGCUGUUCGACUACGUUUCUGGUGGAGAGCUGUUCACAUAUCUGAGGAGUGCAGGACGCUUUAGCAAUACUACUGGUAAUUUUUAUGCCGCGGAGAUAGUAUCAGCUUUGGAGUAUCUUCACGCGCGGAACAUCGUGUACCGCGACCUGAAGCCCGAGAAUCUGCUACUGGCGAAGGACGGGCAUCUGAAGAUCACGGACUUCGGGUUCGCGAAGAAGCUCAUGGACCGAACGUGGACGCUCUGCGGCACUCCGGAAUAUUUGGCGCCGGAAAUCAUACAGAGCAAAGGGCAUAAUAAGGCUGUGGACUGGUGGGCAUUAGGCGUACUCAUUUACGAGAUGCUAGUUGGUUACCCACCGUUCUACGAUGAGAACCCCUUCGGCAUCUAUGAGAAAAUCCUCAACGGACGGGUGGAGUGGCCACGGCACCUCGACCCCGUUGCGAAGGACAUUAUAAAGAAACUACUCGUACAAGACAGAACUAAGAGACUUGGAAAUAUGAAGUGCGGUUCAGAAGACGUAAAAAGACACAGAUGGUUCAAGAAUAUCGAUUGGGCCGAUGUGUUCAUGAAGAAAAUGCAGCCUCCCAUCAUGCCGACGGUGUCGUACGAGGGCGACACGUCCAACUUCGACGAGUACACCGAGACGGACUGGAAGGCGGCGCGAGCGCUUGACCCUGACGAACUGAAACUCUUCGCCAACUUCUGAUCUCCUGCGCAUACGAAAUCCAAUGGAAACUGAUAAAAUCCUUGUAGUUCUGGCUACCAUACAUAGGUAUUUUUACCUGAUAGUUCCAAACGGAGAUUGUAGACUUUCGUUUCCUAAUAGUUUUUAAUAUAUAACUUUAGGUACAUAGGUAUGUACUUAAUUUAAGAGCUUAAAAAAGGAUUUUUUCUACUCGUCGCCUGUAAUGGUUGAAUUAAGAUUUCGUAUACCAAACUAUAAUUACGUACUUUUCAUGUAUGGGCUCCCAUCUCAACUAUAAUAUUCAUUUCGAUACGCUGUAGUCAACUAUAAAAAAAAAUUACCAAUCACGUGCCGCCGCGCCCCCAUAGAAAAGUCUAAACGGGCAACAAUAGUCGCGCGUUGAAGUCUUUUUCACUACAUUUUUUGUAGUACCAAUUUUCAUUAGUUAUUUAGGUUUUAUAGUAAAAAAAAGUAUUAUUUUAGAUGACUCGUAGAAAAAGUAUUAUAUACAAUAGUGAAAUAAUCAAGCUUUUUACUCUCGUACCUCACUUAGGCAACGAAGCUUCUGAAAAGCUGUCUAUUAUAUCACGAUUGUAUAAAAUCUAAAAUACUAUACCGAUGUAACAUGUUGUCAUAUCAUAUGGCAGGCAUGAUAUUUAUUUAAUAAAAUAAAUAAUAAAAAUAAAAAUUAUUUAUUUUCAGAUAGCUGAGAUCCAUAAAUUGUUAGUUACAAGACACUUAUAAAACUACAUUAGUAAACUACCUAUUACAUAAAAACAUAUAAAUACUUAUUUCCUAGGUCGUACGACAUGAAGGUCGGUAUAUCGGCGGAGGAUAUCCGAGUCCCACCUUUCGGCAAUCAUUCUCAGGAUGCUAUUUGAGCUCCCCCUCAUCCGCAGCACCACAGAUGCCGUCUUCUUCCUUAUUAUGGCAUAAAAGUCCUCUACGCUAGCAUCGGCAAACAUUCCAGAGGCGCUGCAAAAUCGAGGAAGCCCAAACAGCAUCCUGAAAAUAUUAUUAUAUUGGAUACGCAGGGUAUUGUAGGUCUUCAGCCUGAAACUGGCCCACAGGCCACACGUAUAAAAACUUUGACAAUAAGCUCGAAAUAGAGUGAGCUUCACUUGGGCACUGCAGCGUGCGAACCUGUGCGCCAGCAUCCCGCCUCGGACCGACAACGCCCUGCGCUCCCGCCAAGGUCCUCGGUCACAUUAUUAAUAAUCUGUCAAAAUACAUUUCGUAGCGGUUAAUUCAUUAUUUUAGAACAAUAACUCUAAAGAACUACGGCUGCAAUACCUACAUAGCAUAAUUUCAUAGGAGACUAAACUGUAACCUUAUUUUGUGGUUCGUAUGGUUUUUUGGCAAAAGAUGAAAUGAACCACAUUUACUUUAUGGUGAUGUAUUCGUGUAAACUAUCUUCAUUCAUGAUAUUAUAACUGAAGAAUUAGAAGCUAAUAACAAGAACUAUGCAUUUAUAAAUUGUCAAACAAAAAAUCGAAUAGCCGUUUUCAAGUUUUAUUUGUUCAUACUUCCAUUUUGUAUAUCUGUAAUGCUGUCUUUAUUUAAGUAGUGUAAGUAUAUUGACGCACUGAUAAAUAUCUGUUGACGCAUACAAUACAAGUCCAAUUUGCGUUUAUAUAGCAAAUACUUGCAUGCUUUUUCAUAUUUGUGUAUAAAUGUGUAGAUAUAUGAAAUUAGUGCCUAAUUCAACUAAUGAAGAGCUACUCAAGUAGGUAAUUGAUUGUUAACCUGUUUCUAUUGUGGAUCAAUAUUUUUAGUAACAGGGUUCUACAUUUUAGUGAAAACUCACUUAAAAUUAUUCCAAUGCUUGUUUAUUCAAAGAGUAGUUUAAGGAAUAUAAUGUAUCUGUUAAUAAAAUCAUCUUCGCUAAGCUGCGAUGUCCAAUGUUUGUGAUUUAAGCUUAAAAUAGGCCUUAAAGUAUGUUAAGUGUAAACUGUAUAAUAUAUUAAGUAUUUAUUUCAAUCAUCUUUGAGAAAUCACCAUUGCACCGGGUUUGUGAUAUAACUAAUGUAAUUUAAUGGUCCUGCGUUAAGGCGUCAAAAAUUAUUUAUGGAUUUAAAAAUUCAAUAUUUAAUAUUACUUUACCCAUGGUCCUAACUAAAGCGACUAGGGUGACUGCUGCAGUUAUUGGCCACUACAUAGUAAUUGGCCGCUGUUAACAAUAAGACUUCUAUUCGCUUGGUUCUUUUUGAUUUGUUAGGACCACUCCUAAUUGGCCACCCAAUUACUAUGUAGUGGCCAAUAACUAUAGGAGUCACCCUACGCGACAGCGUGAUGAGGCAAGCAACAGUCCAUAUUAUUUUGUCUCAAAUGAUCGUAUUAACUAAUCUGUAAGGCUUGUAUAAACCACGCGUUCUUGAUAAUAAAAUAAUAUAUAAGUAAUUAUAUCUCUAUGUAAAAAAUAACAAUAUCACGAUAUCCUUCGUCACAUUUAUGAUUAGAUCACAAAAUAUCACUAUAAAAAAGUUGUCAUGCAUUUAUUGAUUCAUUUAUAUAUAUGGUCCUCGUAAUCAUAUAUUAUUGGUAAUAUUAUAAUUUAUAAUUAUUCGGAUGCGGACCCGAGAACUAUAGGAUAUUUUUGGUACCUACAAUAUAUUAUUUAUUAUAAUAGACAUUUUAGUUGAGCAAUGCGCGACCUCACCUCAUCGAAGUGAUGUACUGUUUACGCACGAAAUGCGUGAAUCGCACCUCCUUAGUACCCCUAGUGUAAAUUUCAUUCGAUAGCGUGACGUGACGCGUUUGCGUUAAGUCUCAUUUUGUAUGGGAUGUGACUACUACGUGGCUCUUCUAGUCCUUCUAAGCUAACUUUGCACCGACUUGAAUAGAACAAAAUGAGGGAGUGUCUUUCUAAACAACACAUUUUGAGAUAAAUUUGACAUUAAUGAUGACAUUGCCACACUUUGUCAUUGCAAAUGCGAUGCAGAGUUAGCUAGGUUCGACUCUAGCAUUUUCAGAUAUUUAAAGAAGAGAACGAUAAAAAAUAUUAUUUAUCGGUAUAACAUAAAAGGUAAAUAUAGAUUUACAUUUCAUGUUCUUUUGUCGUUUUGUUAUCGUGUACCUAGUUUUUUUUAUUGGUAACCGGUUAAAGUUAGCUAGCAGUACCUAAUAGAGUCAGAAAUGAUGAUAUCCGCAGUAGAACUAGGGUCGCAGAAUUGCAAACCUUAAGUGGCAGUGGGCGGGGCACAUUGCUCGCAGAACUGAUGGCCAGUGGGGCCGUAAGGUUCUGGAGUAGCGUCCGCGUACCGGAAGAUGAACUGCUGGUAGGCCUCCAACGAGAUGGAGCGACGACCUGGUGAAGGUCGCGGGAAUUCGGUGGAUGCGAGCGACACAGGAUCGGUCGGAAUGGCGAGCCUUGGGGGAGGCCUAUGUUCAGCAGUGGACGUCUAUCGGCUGACAUGAUGAUGAUGAUGAUGAAUAGUACCUUAAAUGAAGAGCACUUACUACUGUUGCUCAAUGAAUGAAGAAGGUACUUAAUCAAUAAAUUAUGUAUAGGUAUGUCUAUUUUGAUAACCGCUUUAAAUUAUAUAUUUUUUAUACCAAUUGCCUAUUAUGUAGUUGGUUACAGGUUAAAAACAGGAAUUUUGAUGCUAGUUAUGGUCCCUUAUAUCCAAAAUGGAUGGAUGUGAAUCUUCUCAGAUGAUUUUUACGCCUGAGACCUUAAUCUGUUAAACAAAAGCCAUUGUUUAUUUUGUGCGAGCGGUCGGCCAUUGUGUCUAUGCGCGUGCCACAGCAACAAUGUCGUUUAAAAAGCGGCUGUAUCGUGGUGGGUUUAAGGUUCAAAUCUAAGUACAUGUAACAUGUUUUGGUAAUGUAGGACCAUCGACCACCUCAAUGUAGGCGAGCGCUACAGCCGGUAUUUAAACGACAUUGUUGCUUUGGCACGCGCUCAGACACAAUGGCCGACCGCUCGCAUAAAAGAAACAAUGGAAUUUGUUUAACAAGUUAGGGUCUUAGGCGUAAAAAUAAUUUGAGAAAAUUCAUACCAUACCUAGUAAGACUCUAUGUCGAAGAGCCUUCUUGCCGUUUUAUCCGGGUCGCGGCGUGAUUAGUUUGAAUUCAGGCCAUAUAAUAUUCUCUGUGAUUUCAUUUAGUCGUUAAGUAUAAGAUAGGUAAUUAAAGUUAUUAAGCAUAAGCUUAUUUCAGUCAAUAAUCACAGAGGAGUAAUGUCAUUGAAACUUACUUUGUAACCGUCAACAAUCUACUAAGAAACAGCAGGGUUGUAAACUAUAAAAUAAAUGUACAUUUACCAAAAUAAA
Cydia strobilella is the source of this 5458-nucleotide messenger RNA. RefSeq names its product cAMP-dependent protein kinase catalytic subunit 3 (gene Pka-C3). Gene Ontology annotation, cellular component: cAMP-dependent protein kinase complex; cytosol. Lineage: Eukaryota; Metazoa; Arthropoda; Insecta; Lepidoptera; Tortricidae. The transcript is spliced from 7 exons. Gene Ontology annotation, molecular function: cAMP-dependent protein kinase activity; ATP binding. The coding region runs from base 120 to 1205 and encodes 361 amino acids. The record is from RefSeq and is a predicted model, not a curated record. Gene Ontology annotation, biological process: peptidyl-serine phosphorylation; signal transduction.